Recurvomyces mirabilis is the source of this 1770-nucleotide messenger RNA. RefSeq lists its product as uncharacterized. The transcript is spliced from 3 exons. The coding region runs from base 1 to 1770 and encodes 589 amino acids. Lineage: Eukaryota; Fungi; Ascomycota; Dothideomycetes; Mycosphaerellales; Teratosphaeriaceae. The record is from RefSeq and is a predicted model, not a curated record.
AUGGCGCUAUCAGCAGCGUUCAACCUCGCGAAUCUGGCCUGGGCCAACAGUUCUUCCUACAACGCCUCAGGUCUCGCAAAUGCACAGAUUCUUAACGACCCUUUCCCGUAUUACUUUCCGAAAGUCAAUGCGACCUCAGCCCAGUUGUUUCCUAUGCCAUUGUGCCAUGGCGCAAAGAUCGAAGAGGCCACCAUCGACGAUCUGCAGGCUUUCAUGCACACUGGGACCUUGACGAGCGUGCAAUUGGUGACCUGCUAUAUCCAGCGCGAAUUUCAGACUGGCCAAUACAUUCAUUCCAUAUUGGAGCUCAAUCCAGAUGUUCUCGAUAUCGCCGCUGCUCUGGACAAGGAACGACAUUCCGGCCAUGUCAGAUCGCCAUUACAUGGCAUCCCGUUCCUGGUCAAGGACAACAUUGCUUCCAAGGACAAGAUGCAGACCACCAGUGGAUCAUGGUCGUUGCAAGGCUCGAUUGUGCCGCGCGAUGCUUUCGUCGUGAACAAGCUUCGCCAAGCCGGUGCCGUGCUGAUGGGCAAAGCGACACUGAGCGAGUGGGCAGACAUGCGAUCCAACAACUAUUCAGAAGGCUACAGCGGUCGCGGAGGUCAGGCCUACAGCUCAUACAACUUUACUGUAAAUCCUGGUGGCAGCAGCUCCGGAAGUGCUAUCUCAGUAUCCAACAAUGUCGUACCGUUUGCGCUCGGGACCGAGACCGACGGUAGUGUUAUCAACCCAGCAGAGCGCAAUGCAAUCGUCGGCUUCAAGCCUACUGUGGGUCUGACCUCCCGCGCCGGUGUCAUUCCGGAAAGUGAGCACCAAGAUACGGUUGGAUGCUUCGGCAAGACCGUACGCGAUGCUGUAUAUGCUCUCGAUGCCAUAUAUGGUGUUGACCAGCGUGAUAACUACACUCUUGCACAAAGCGGAAAGACACCGAAGAACGGCUAUGCCAACUCAUUGUCGACUAAACAGGCGCUGGAGGGAGCACGUUUCGGGAUCCCAUGGUCCUCUUUCUGGACCCAGGCGGAUCCUGAGCAGAUUUCUGUCUUACUCGACAUCGUGCAGGCGAUGAAAGAUGCGGGUGCGACUAUUGUAAACGGUACUGAGCUCAAAUAUCAAUACGUGAUCAGCCCCAACGGAUGGAACUGGGACUACGGCACCACUCGAGGGUUCCCAAACGAAUCUGAGUACACCUAUGUCAAAGUCGAUUUUUACAACAACAUCAAGACUUACCUAUCUGAGGUCACAAAUACCAACAUGCACUCACUCGAAGACAUUGUACAGUACAACAUCGACAAUGUCGGAACUGAAGGCGGCACUCCCGGCAUCGCUCCUGCUUUCGGAUCUGGCCAAGACGGUUUCCUCGCAUCAUUGGCUACAGGAGGUAUCAUGAACGAGACCUACUACCAAGCCCUGGAUUUCUGUCAUCGCACCACACGUGAAGAUGGCAUCGACUACGCGCUCGCCAACAAUGGAUCCGCAGUUGAUCUUCUGCUUGCACCUCCGGAUGUUGGCCCAAGCUACCAAAUCGCAGCACAAGCUGGCUACCCUGUCGUUACGAUCCCGGCGUAUGUGCACUCGCUCAGUGGCAUGCCCUACGGCUUCUCAUUCAUGGGCACUGCUUUUAGCGAAGCCAAGCUCGUCAAAUACGCCAGCGCGGUGGAAGAUUUAUUGAAGUCGACGAACUCCAAAUAUCAACGCAAGAAUACGCCGCCAACAUGGCAAGGAUAUCUUGAACGUGUUGUGCCUACUGCGCCCCAGUGUUUCGGCUGCUAG